AUGCCCCAGUCUCUGGUGUCCCCCGAGAUUGGCCACGACCCUGAUCAUGAACGCCCUCCGACUAGCCUGGAGAGAUCCCUCUCCCCUUGGGCGCCCCACAUUCCUCCAACCAGAAAAAUAUUUCAACGAAAUGCAUCGAAAGCCUACCAAGCGCAAGCUCCCACUAUGCGCCGCACGGUCUGCACCGGGCUCGCGGCCCGGGUCCGCCGUCCCCCGGCCGUCGUUUUCUUCCCGGCCGGAGGGCCGGCGCUGCCUCCGCCCGGGAUGUGGAGGCGCCGGCCGGAGACGGACUGCGCCCGGCGCGAGCACCUGGGGCCGAAGAGGCGGCAUCUAACGGCGACGCGGGGGCCGGGGAGCGCUCACCAACCAGGUCGGCCGCGGGGACACUCACCGGUCGGGGCGCGCGGGGCGGCCUCAUCCAGGGGCACCUGCGGCCAGGCAGGACGGGCCCGGACGGCGCAGUCACCGAGAGCGAGUCCGCCGGCCAGCUCGCCGGUCCCGUCCGGCUCUCAGCGACUGCCGGAGUAA
Molecule: messenger RNA, 528 nt
Organism: Rangifer tarandus platyrhynchus (Svalbard reindeer)
Lineage: Eukaryota; Metazoa; Chordata; Mammalia; Artiodactyla; Cervidae
Source: the annotation of a GenBank genome assembly